Messenger RNA from Colletotrichum navitas, 609 nucleotides. RefSeq lists its product as uncharacterized. Lineage: Eukaryota; Fungi; Ascomycota; Sordariomycetes; Glomerellales; Glomerellaceae. Bases 217 to 570 code for a protein of 117 amino acids. The transcript has a single exon. The record is from RefSeq and is a predicted model, not a curated record.
CAGCGCGCCAUGGUGUCUGCAAUGGAAUUCAUGUCCGCAAAUCAUUAUGGGUGCUGCCGACACGGCGGACACCUCAUGCUCACAGUUAUUCUGGCCCUGCCCUGCCAGACCGGCUCUCCAUGUCAAACCCUGAAAAAAAAAAAACCCCUUGCAUAGAAAUGUCUUAGUGUGCACAACACCUGCCCGAGAUUGCCUUUGUCAAGUCCCCAACGUCCCAUGUUCAGAGGCUUCCGAGUUGACUUCCUGCUCCGCGCUGACCAUCUGAUGGCCGGCCUGGUAUGCCUCAUGUUCGCAUCCAUUGGAGCGCACCUUCUCAGUGAUAAGUUUGACCAGCUCUUGCAGGUCUUGAGCUCUUCUUGGAGCCUGGUGGUUUGGGCCUCGUCCUUGAACCGUCCUUUUCGGACAAUCUUCGUCUUCUCCUCCAACGCGGCUUUCGCACACGAGUGGGUUCCCUUUGCGCAACCGUACUGUUCUUCAAAGACAAGUCAGGCAGACCCGGACACCCCCAGAAUGGCCGUGGCAGCGGGAUGGGCAAAUGGCCUACCAUGGCAGCCUCGAGACGCUUGCUGACGCGCUGCGCCGGGGUAGUGGAGAACUGCGGAUUAGUUC